Purpureocillium lilacinum is the source of this 438-nucleotide messenger RNA. The record is from RefSeq and is a predicted model, not a curated record. Lineage: Eukaryota; Fungi; Ascomycota; Sordariomycetes; Hypocreales; Ophiocordycipitaceae.
AUGCCAGGCCUUGGGAACGCACACACACACACGGCCCGGUGGCUGCACAGGAGGUACCUUUUUUGCCUAAAGCCAGGCAAAAUGUACCAAUCGCCCACCCGCCGUCGCCAGGUUCAACGGGGGGUGACAGAUAUUAUUACACGGACGGAAUCACCGCGAGGGUUUGGACCGGGCCAGGCUGGGGCAUCCAUGGGAUAUGAGCGGCGGCGGCCGCAAUGGCUAAAUCCGCUGGCUGGCGGGCUGGCUGGCGGGCUGGCUGUGCGAAGCAGCCGGGCCCUGGCUAUAUUACUGCUUUGGCUCCCUAGCGGCAUGGCAUGGCAUGGCAUGGUUUGGCCCAUUUGUCCCGGAUCCGCUGCGCUCCGGAGCCUGCCCUUAUCGCAGGCAUUCACUCCUUCACUCACACACGCACGCACACAGGCACUUUCGCGGGCGGCCUGA